Messenger RNA from Dovyalis caffra, 546 nucleotides. The record is from the annotation of a GenBank genome assembly. NCBI's taxonomy places the organism in Eukaryota, Viridiplantae, Streptophyta, Magnoliopsida, Malpighiales, Salicaceae.
AUGGUUUCGGAGGCCGGGGCUGCGACGGGAGAGUGGACGUUAGUUUACGGGUCGGGCCAAAGCCGGCGCUCGCUCAAAUCGGCGGCAUCGUUCUCGCCGGCUUCGCCCUCUCGGUUGGGGCGGCAAUCGGAUGAGCGAGUUCGGGGGUCUCCUCUAGGUCCUUCGGCUCGGACGGAUAAGGGUAAAGCACCUGCGGUCGCUCCUUCUCGGUGGCCACGGGCGCUAAGGAUGGGUCUGCGGUGGCUAGCGCUAGUGCGCAGCCUGUUCUUCGCUGGCGGCGGCGCGCGGCUGUUCUUGUUGGCGCUCGGGCCGGGCGCGGUGCGCGGGGGCGGCCCCGAGAAAGCUUGCUUCGCGCGACUCGACCGGCCGAUUGUUGAGGUAGGCACCACUGAUGGGGCUUUGUUGCAUAAGGUCAAUGCUGGCUUGCUAGACCUUCGGCAGGUCGAAGGGUCUCGGGCGCAAGCUCCGGCGCUAACGGAGCGCCGCAAGAUAAAGAAGACGAAACGGAGUGCUAAGGGGGCACUGCCUCUGCGGCGGGCUGUAUGA